Messenger RNA from Drosophila bipectinata, 1879 nucleotides. Its product is annotated as 26S proteasome non-ATPase regulatory subunit 5. Gene Ontology annotation, biological process: proteasome assembly. Lineage: Eukaryota; Metazoa; Arthropoda; Insecta; Diptera; Drosophilidae. The record is from RefSeq and is a predicted model, not a curated record. Gene Ontology annotation, cellular component: cytosol.
GUUCAGUUCCGAGACACAUUUUGUCCGAAACAGUUCACUACGAAAAAUUUAUACUUUUUAAGUAUAAAAGCACUUUCUCAGUUUAUAGUUUUGGCUACAAAUUAUAGCUAGGGCUUCACAAUAUAUCUUGUAUAUAUUGAACUAAAGGAUUCGUUGCAUUUUAAAACCAAAAGUUCGGUUUAACAUCGCGGUAAAAAAAACGCAAGUAAUGGAAGAGGAGAGCUGGUGGGACGAACAAUUAGGGGCGCUAAAGUCGCCGAUUCGGCGCCUGGCCGCGCUCAAUAGCCUAAACACGGCGUUUACCGAGGAGAUGCGACCACUGGGCAUUGUCCGCACUUUUCUGAAUGCACCGGAGUUGUUCGAUUGUAUUAGUAGAUCCGACGGCGAAGACUGUGGUCCUGGCCAGGAAAAAGUGAGCGAAAUGGCUGAGAAGGUGCUGAACCACUGCCUGAACCAAUUGCCGGUGGACAUUACCGACGAACAGCUGCCCAAUCAUCUGAGGGCAGGAUUGACCAACGAGAAUCCAGUAGUGCGUUCGCGGGUGAUCCGCGCUAUUCUCCUCGAUGUGAACCGCCAGUUUCAUACCGGCAGGGUACGGGAACUUCCCGGGAAUGAGCUCGUCUGCCUUGUACUGGACGAGUUGAAGCGCCACGAUACUGUGGAGAGCGCUGCUGUCAUUCAAAUAAUGUCCGCAGUACAUCAUCAGUGUGUAAAUGAUGAAGCUGUACAGGCUAAACUGGUUGAGUUGCUGCAGCAGGACGACGUUGUUCGCUGUCGCGCAUAUGAGCUGGGCGUUAAUAUGGCAAAGAGUAAUGCCUCCACACUCAAGUCUGUGGAGUUUAUCCUGGAUACGGCCCUCAGCGAGCUAGACCACGAUGACGUCCUCCUGCAGGCCAGUGUGAUGGAGAUUUUGACGCCUCUGGCGGAGCAAAACCAUGGCCUUUUCUACAUGGAACGGCGCAAGGUGUUCGAUGUUUUCAACAACCGAGUGCUGCAAAUAGAGCAGAAUCCCAUGGACGCUCUCCUGAUCCCCAGCAUCAUGAAGUUCUUCGGAAAAAUAGCUGCGGUACAGCCGCAGAAGAUUAUAGUUGGAUGUUCACACAUGAUAUGCUGCCUGUUUCAACAGCUGCACUCGGAGAAUGAGGUGAACCUGCCCACGGCAAUGGACACUCUGACCAAUCUGGCAGCCACUUCACAGGGCAAGCAGCUCCUAAACAAACACUACCAGGAGUAUAUGGAGAUAACCAUGAAGAAGUACGCCUCCUACAUCAAGAAUCUCUCCGCGCCGAUCAAGGAAAGGUUGCUAAACUCUUUGUAUGUGAUUUAUGCUGUGGAACCGAAUCCGCCAUCUCAGGAAAUCACUACGAUUCUAAAGAAUUGGUAUGAGAUUUUCGCCGGUGGGCAGAACAUCCAAAUCAUCAUGGACCUGAUUACCACGCCAUUCCCGGACCUCCAAACAGCUGCCCUGGCGCUGCUGAAGAGCAUCUGUCAAUAUCGAUUCGGGAUUGUGGCCCUAAAGAAUACCGGCGGAGCCAUAGAGUUCCUCUUGUCGCGACGGCGCGAUUUUGAAAAGGAGGUCAAGUAUCUGAAGUGGGGGAUCAUGGAGAUGCUGGCUGUAAGCACUGAGUUCUCGCCCACCGAGACUAUUCGUUUUACAGCAUACGUUAAUGAAGGACCUUAUUAUAUCCAGCCUGAUUUGGAUAUUGCCACCGAACCCCAGGGUAGGGCUUAGAUCUAAGUGAGGGGAGCUUUCAAGGAAGGCAAUGCCUGGCAUUUACGAUCACCAAUUUAAAAUUGUUUGUACAGCAAGAAUAUAAACUAACAUUUGAGAGAGUAUGUAUUUAAGGGGUUUACAAUAAAAUUUAACUAUUAGAUCACA